UGAACGAAAUUGAAAAAGCUCAAUCGAUUGAAAAUAUUUUAUGAUAUUUUACUUAAAUUUUACCAAAAUCGUGCUAAUUUGACCAAACAUGAACUCCCAAUCGACGCUGUACGGCAUCCAGAGUACGGCCGGGGCCGUCCCCGUCCGAAACACAAAAGGUGAGCUGUCCAUGCAAAAGGUAAAGGUCCACCGUUACGUGUCCGGCAAGCGACCCGAGUACGCCCAGUACGCCAGCAGUGACGAGGAAACGGACGAGGAUGACUUCAUCGACAACCGGCGGACAGCGGCUGCCGCGGCGGAAGAGCAACUGCACCGCGAGGCACGGCGCCGUCACGAGGAAUCCGAGGAGGAGGCAGCGGCCGAGGCCGUGGACGAUCCGCGGUUGCGUCGCCUGCAGGCGGUCCGUGCCGCCGAAGCCGAGGAGAUUGAGCGCGAGCGUCGCGAACGGCACCGCGUGAUUCACGAGCCGGAGCUGGUCCAGUCGGAGGAGGAGGAAGGAGAGGGAGAGCAACAGCAGGAGGAGGGGGAAGAUUCGCGGCAGCAUUUGAGACAUCGGCAGCGGCCGGAGGAGUCGGAUGACGAGGAGGAGCAGCAGGUUGAGGAGGCUAGGGAGAGUGUGCUGCGGAAUCGGCGGAUUUCGGUUGGGUCCGAGUCCGGGGAGUCGGAGGCGGAGCUGAGCGAUACGGAGAUUGAACGGCGCAGACAGUUUCUGAAGAUUAAGAUGAUGAUGCAGAAGCGGGAGGAGGAGGUGCUGCAAAAGGAGGAGGAAGGUCACUCGGAAACGUCGGAGGAGGAGAGUUCCGAGUACGAGGAAACCGAGAGCGAGGAAGAGAACGAACCACGGCUGAAGCCGCUGUUUGUGCGCAAGAAAGAUCGCACCACGGUUAUCGAGAAGGAACGCGAGGCCAACAAGCAGAAGCAGCUCGAGUACGAGGCGAAGAAGGCGGCCAAGGAGCGUCGUCGGCAGACGCUGAAGCUGGUCGAGGACACCAUCAAAAAGGACAUGGAAAAGAUCAAAACGGACAACGAGCCCAACCUGAACGACGUUAACACGGACGACGAGAACGAUGAAGUGGAGUACGAAGCUUGGAAGCUGCGCGAGUUGAAGCGCAUCAAGCGAGAUCGCGAGGAGAAGGAAGCGCUGGAAAAGGAAAAGAUCGAAAUCGACCGACUGCGCAACAUGACGGAGGAGGAACGCCGCCAGGAGUUGCGCCUCAACCCGAAGCAGAUCACCAACAAGACGGUCAAGGGCAAGUACAAGUUCCUGCAAAAGUACUACCACCGCGGAGCGUUCUACCUGGACAACGAGGACACGGUCUAUAAGCAGGACUUCUCAGCUCCUACUCUCGAGGACCACUUCGACAAGACCAUCCUACCCAAGGUCAUGCAGGUUAAGAACUUUGGCCGCUGCGGUCGCACCAAGUACACGCAUCUGGUCGAUCAGGACACGACCCGGUUCGAUUCGCCGUGGGCCACCGAAAGCACCAGUAAUACCAACUUCAACACGGAACGCGCCGGCGGGAUGAAGCAGGUGUUUGAGAAGCCGUCGCUGUCGAAAAAUAAACGGGAUUAAACUGAUCAAACUGUAUCUUUUAUUAGAUU
This is a messenger RNA of Culex pipiens pallens (northern house mosquito), 1602 nucleotides long. It is a transcript of the gene Mfap1, whose product is annotated as microfibrillar-associated protein 1. Gene Ontology annotation, molecular function: RNA binding. The coding region runs from base 89 to 1573 and encodes 494 amino acids. The record is from RefSeq and is a predicted model, not a curated record. The transcript has 2 exons. Gene Ontology annotation, biological process: mRNA splicing, via spliceosome. Lineage: Eukaryota; Metazoa; Arthropoda; Insecta; Diptera; Culicidae. Gene Ontology annotation, cellular component: U2-type spliceosomal complex.